AUGGCACCAGUCAAGAAGCAGCAGCCCAAUGCAAACAAGCGCAAGGGCCAAAAGCGCAAGGGCGACCGCGAAUACCGCGACCGCGACCACGACCACGACCACGACCACGACCACGACCACGACCACGACCACGACCACGUCCACGUCCACGACCACGACCGCGACUGCGACCACAACCACAACCACGACCCCAACCCAAAGAACCCUCGCCGAUCCAAACGACAACGCAAGGUCCUCAAGGAACUCCGCGAGGAUGCACCACCCCUGGAAGAAGGACAGCGUCAGAGCAUGAGCGGCGAACUAGGCGAAGGCGAAGGCAUAUACGACAGUAGCUACUACCCUCGCGACGCACCUCCGAAUUUCUGGCCUCCCCGACAACCUCGCAGCCAACGUCAACGGGAAGCCAAGGAGGCCCAGGCGCCUCGGGCUGGCCAGUUCGCGUCUCAGCCGGUCGAGCUGAGCCCCGGUGUCGUCCUCCGAAUCGAGACGCCCAGCCCCCUGAUCAAGAUCGAGACUCCGGCCUGGCAGCCCGGCAGCAUGCAGAUCGAGCCGCCCCUGGGUUUCUUCCGCAGACAAGCUUUCGACAGCCCCAUGGUCCUGCGGGCGAGUGCGGCGAACCCGAGAGAUCACCGGGCCACUGCUGAGAAUUCGCCCCUACGAUUCGAGGUGAUACAGGAGGAGCACACCCGCGGUGUGUUUGAGGUCCACGAGCAGUCACCUCAGAGCCAACGCCUGCUUCUGGAGGGAAAUGCCUCGCAGAAGGACGUGCAAGACGGUCCUUUGUUGAGAAGCGUGGAGAAUGAAGAGAAUGAAAAGCCUGCGCAACUGACUGUGAAUCGAGUCAAUCAAGUCAAUCGAGUCAACCUCGUCGAGCCUGUCGGCCCCCUACGACUCGUCUACCCCGCGGGGCUCGUACGCUACAUCCUCGACAACACAUUCAAGUUCAUCGACGAGCAUCCUGCCGCGCGCGAUGCGUAUCAGGUCACCGCAUACAUCGACAUAGAGGGCAGCCCGUCCGCCGAGAUGUACUGCGGCACCUUCUCUCACCUUAAGCUGGCGAACGAGAAGGUGAUGCAGGUAUUCGGGCGCGACCAAUACCAGCUGAUGGGUGCCAGAUAUGGAAACAUGCGCUUUCGCGAGGCCGGAGAGCCGGCUGACGGGGAGGAGGAAGUCUGGACGGCCUUUGGCUUUGACCGUGUGUGUCCGACUUUGAGAUUCUGGGCUCGGGAGGGAGACCGCUGGGGCUUCAGGGUUGAGGCUGUUCAGGUCUGA
Molecule: messenger RNA, 1272 nt
Organism: Anthostomella pinea
Lineage: Eukaryota; Fungi; Ascomycota; Sordariomycetes; Xylariales; Xylariaceae
Source: the annotation of a GenBank genome assembly